Dinoponera quadriceps is the source of this 5487-nucleotide messenger RNA. RefSeq names its product monocarboxylate transporter 10 (gene kar). The transcript is spliced from 9 exons. The record is from RefSeq and is a predicted model, not a curated record. The coding region runs from base 500 to 2452 and encodes 650 amino acids. Gene Ontology annotation, molecular function: monocarboxylic acid transmembrane transporter activity. NCBI's taxonomy places the organism in Eukaryota, Metazoa, Arthropoda, Insecta, Hymenoptera, Formicidae. Gene Ontology annotation, biological process: transmembrane transport.
UUGUUUCUCGUUCUGCUCCAUUUUUCAUCCUUCGACAUCUCAUUAUAUCCCUUUUCGUUUAUGUAUUUUAUGUCUAGCGUGAGAAAUGUGAAGGCCUAAUGACAAAGACUAAUUAUUCGCCACCUAUAUUCCCCGUAUUCGGUGAGUUUCGUAUCUGUCGCAUUUAUAUCGGGACGUUACAUAACCCCACCACAGAAGCUUUCUGCGAUAUUUAAACCGCCGGGAUAAAAUGCGCGGGCACGCGUACAACGACGAGGAUAUUUUACGUAUGUAGCCGGCGCAUGUCACUUGGCUGAUUAUGUUAUCAUCAUCCCCGAGCCCUGCGUCGAUAAUACACGUCACGAGUUGUUGGUUAAAGCGAGGUUAAUCGGAGCUCCUCCUGAUACAGUGAAAUAAUUGAGCCGUUCGCUUUUAACAUGGUGGAUAUCGAACGCUUCUCGUGUUCACAGAUAUUUUUUAUAUCAGCGGAGUUAAUCGGCGAUAAUCAUCAUCGAUAACGAUGACGAUCGACGGGGAGGCUGGAGGGCCGGAGGACGCCGGUGAUGACGACUUCACGCCGGGUAAUAAUAACGUUAUGCCGAUGAUUUACACGAUCGAUCGCGCCGAGCCGAAUAGCUCCGAGGAGUCGGCUACCGCGGCUGGCUACGUUUAUCGGGCUGCCGACAACGACACUUCCGGUUCGGGCGAGACCGAGGUCAACCUCCUGCUGGCCGGUACCAACGGACAGAGCGCCACAGUGACGAUCGAUGCGUCGAUCGGCAAGCCGAGAAGAACCGACGAAUUAGUACAGACGCGAACGAUGCGGACGAUGGAUCACGACAAGAGCUCGAACGGGCCCGAGGAGGGUGCCGGUGGGACGACCAGGCCGACGGCGGCAGACCCGCCGGACGGCGGUCUCAGGGCCUGGAUGAUCAUGAUCGGCAGCUUCGCGAUCAACGGCGUGAUCUUCAGCAUCAUCAACACCUACUCCCUCAUCUACAUAGAGCUGCAGAGGCGACUGACGGAGGCCGGCGAGAGCGAGGUGUCUUCCAAAGCAGCGUUGGUAGGUUCGCUGACCAUCGGAACCACGUUCAUCCUGUCACCGGUCGCCGGUAUACUUACGGACAAAUUCGGCAUCCAGAUAACCACCUUCGUGGGAGGCGCGAUUGCAUCCGGUGGGCUGCUUCUUUCCUCACUGAUUGCGGAUAAGGUGGAACUACUCUAUUUAACAUAUGGCGUAAUGUAUGGUCUCGGCGCAAGUCUCGCUUACACUCCAAGCCUGGUGAUUUUGGGUCAUUACUUCAAGAAAUAUAUGGGACUGGUGAACGGCAUCGUUACGGCCGGUAGCUCCAUAUUUACGACACUUAUCCCGUACCUGAUAGAGUUCCUGCUGCGGCGUUUCGGGCUGGAGGGAACGCUGAGGAGCCUGGCUGCGCUCACCGCACUUAUUAUGGCUUGCGCAAUACUUUUCAAGCCGAUACCAGUAAACGUGCCGCAAGAAGACGAAAGACCGAAAUCCAAGGCACGAAAUUGCAUGAAAGAAAUCGUAAACGUGUCCAUUUGGAAACGGAAAAGAUACGUCUUAUGGGCCAGUUCUAUUCCUCUUGCUCUCUUUGGAUACUUUGUCCCAUACGUUCACAUAGGAAAGUUUGUGGCUAUGACGUUCAAGGACGCUGAUGGGAAACUGCCGGUGAUGUGCAUCGGCAUCACCUCCGGCAUCGGUCGUCUGAUUUUCGGCUAUAUCGCUGACUUGCCGAAAGUGAACAGAAUACUGUUACAACAGAUAUCGUUUAUAAGUAUCGGCAUUCUUACGAUGCUUCUUCCGGUCACCAAGUCCUUCGUCGUGUUGCUGGUCAUCUCCCUUGGCAUGGGAUUAUUCGACGGAUGUUUCAUAUCGCUGCUCGGCCCUAUCGCCUUUGACAUUUGCGGCCGCAAUGGCGCGACCCAGGCCAUCGGCUUCCUCUUGGGGAUGUGCUCGAUACCUUUGACGGUCGGUCCGCCAAUCGCCGGACUCCUGUACGACCACACCGGCACCUACGAUCUGCCUUUCCUGUUAGCCGGCGUCCCCCCGAUCGUGGGGGCGUUAACGAUGUUCCUCAUAAGAUGUGUGAAAGAAGACGACGACAGAACGAUGAGCGACCCUUGCCCGGAGAAUCCUCCGACUAAAGCGGAUUGCCAGAAUGACAAGAUGAAAAGUAAUGAUCUUUCAUCAGUAUUCAAGGUUGAUAUCAAGCAAGAAAAGGUGUUAGAAACACAAGGAAAGUCGACCGGAAAAAACAUGCAAUUAUCUUGGUACAGAUGUCAAGAUAUCAAGCAGGACGAACUGGAGCAUUGCAAAAAUUAUGACAAGAUCAACGUUCACUGUAGGUAUUCGGAAAGCGUACCUUUGCUCCAUCACGGAAAAACCUCGCAAUAUCCGCGCACGAAUCUCUUCGAACGAGCGACGCGAUCAUCGAUACUCCUGACGUUUUGAUCGGGCGAAAGAGAUUCGGUCGCACCACAAGCAUGUCAUUGUUUUAAGAUAAUGUUGCAAUAUUGAUCACAUCACGUCCAUUUUUUCUGUUGAUUAAUUAAACGGGAGUUACGGGAUGCAUUUUUAUUAAUCUAAUAACGAUUUAUUUACUCGCGCAGGAGGAAAAUUCACAUGCGAGCAUGAUUUUUUAUUUAUUCAUGAACGAACACGCAUUGAUCCCGUAUAUGCGGUGUCUAUCGUGCCACUCUUGCGUAGCCUAUAAUAAUUUAUAUAAUUAUUAUAAUUAUAUCAUACAAUAUUCUUCAUGAGAAAAUGUGGUCUACGAUAAAUCAAUCAGCAAUAUAUGAAAAUAAUAUUAAACAUACAGUGAAAAAAGAAAAAGAGAGAGUGUGUGUGUGUGAUGCGCGUGCGCAUGUGUGUAUGUGUGUGUCUCUAUAUUACGUUAAAGAAAAGUUAUGAAGAUUAAUAAUUUAAUUUUCUUAAAGAAUCGGGCAACUAUAUUGAUCCUACGACGUCAUAAAACCAAUAUAGCUGUCCGAGAGAAUCGAGCCUUAAAGUAGUCUCGGGAUAUUGUUGAAAAAUAUUAUUGAAAAAUUUAAUCAUGUAACAGAAAGAAAGAGUCGAAUAAUUGAGACAAAAUAACAAUUCAAUAAGCAAAUUGACUGUAGAUUGACCGAAAAUUUGAUCAGAAUCUUACAUCAAAACUAUAUCCAUCUGUAUUCAGCUUGUAUUUUUGUUAGGUUGUUAAAAUCCAGUGUUAGAUUUGUUACUUUUUUGCCAUCAAAAAUUUGUACCAGGCUCUGUUCGAAGUCUGCGAAGUUGUGCAGGUUUGGCUAUUUAAUGUGUAUUUUAAAAUGCAAUCUAGUAGUAGAAUGUUAUUUCACGAGACAACUACCUUGGUAUGGUUGGUAGGAUUUUAAAUUAAAAUCUUGAUUUAUACACACGAUGUUUUUCAUUCGCCAUGAAAUUUCUUAAAAUGAAAAUCGGUUUUAGAAUAGAUAAAUACACAAUAUACAACACUGUGGACAAACCCAUAGUGAGGAAUGUGCGUAUGUUCAAGUCCGUCUGACAACUAAUCUGAUACGGGCUUUGAAAAAUUAAAAAUCCGACGAUACCAAAGAAUUUCGUCAUUUUAGAAUGUGUAAAUUACUGUUGUAGCAAUUUUGUAGCGUGUUGCAUGAUGCGUACGUAGCUAGUUUUGGAAAAACGUACUUACCGAAACGGUGAAUUUUAAUUUUCCAAUUAUAGAUCAAGACGUAGCGAAAUAUCGAGUAAGAAUAACAUCCUUGAAGACAAAAUGAAGCACAGUGAACACCAACUAACGGUGACAUAACAUCAGUGUUACAAUUUUCCGUUCAACAAUAUAAAUAUAACGUGUGUGUUAUGUAACAUUGUUAAAUGAGAAGUUAUAACAUUGAUGUUACGUUAUCGUUAGUUGAUGUUCACUGAGCACGUAUUAACCACAGUCGUAUAAAAGAUGCCACAAUCACCGUGUAAUAUUAUAAUAGCGUAAUCGUGCAAGUAUUAUUACUUCGUUUAGAAUGUGCCUAGUAGAUCAUAGCAGGACGCUGUCACAAACAACGAUUGUCGAAGUGUUCUAAAUUUCGCUGUAGAUUUUCCUCAAAACUGUGAGGAUUAGCUAGCUCUUUAACAUGGAGUCUUGGGUCUGAGAAUUCGAGGAAAUAAUCGUUACUAUAUGAAUUACGUUUUUCCAAAAUCGCUUGCGUGAGUACGAGCGUAACGCGUUUGCGACAAAUUGUAUAUCAUCGCGCGCGAGUCUAACGAAAUUAUUUUAGAUAAUAAUAUUCAGAACUUGUUGAUUUUCUCUAUUCGAUAGUAGCACUAAAUUGUUAGUCAAUGAUAGACACAGGCGCGCGAAGCGCGUGUUGAGCUUUUCUGAUGCCUCGAUGUUCGCGAUAGCGUAUACAUCUUCGUAAUUACAGGGUACAAAUUAAAACUUAGAUUCGAUAGUUACAAAUCGCAAAGGAUCGUAAGCACGAUUAAUGAUGCACGACAUUUAUCUCAUGUCGUCAUGCCAGUAGAAUGAUUACCGAAUAUCGGCAAGGUAAGCGACAAAUGAGUGUAUGUCGAGAAAUUAUUAAGAUUGUGUACAAAUCUAUUUUUUUUAUUCUCCACGAGAGAGUCGAUUUUUGUGUAUGUGCAUUAUUAAUUAAAAUUUAUCACGUGUGCAAUAUAUAAUUGGUGAAGUGAAGGUGAACAAAAAAGAAAGCGAGUCAUUUACAUUAGUCAAAUCUUUUUUAUCACUCACAAUCGAAGGAAAAAAUAACUUGUAAACAAUUAUUUUGUUAAUCUGUACAUAUAAUAAUUUUAUUAUAUUGAGUUAUCAUAUUCCUGUGAUACUUAGCUCACCUUUUAACAGGAAAAAAUCUGCUGUUUUGUACAUACAAAUCCUUCAUAAUGCAUAUUGAUAAUGGUUGAUAAAUGAAAUGAAAUAUUGUCUCCCAAUUACAUUUGUAAUAUGUAAAUGUGAGAAAGGGCAGCAUUUAAUUGAUUGUAAAUUUUGCCAGAAUCAAUACCUCAUCCGGAUAGAGCAUUUAUUUUUGUAAUUUUUAAUGGUUAGUUAUAGAAAUUUCAUCACGAUUGCAUUGUAUGAUUAUUACGCUACCGCCUGAUUGUCGUUUGUGUUAUGAAGAGGAUCUGCGUUUGUACGAAUUAUUUCAAUAGUAUUUCGAUAUUGCGUGCAGAUGAACUGUAUGAUGAUUUUGAAGUGGAAGAGACGAAUUUUUGUGAAGGAAUGGUUUAAUUGUCAGUACACACGAUCGUUGUCGUACGAUUAAUUUAUAACUAUUUUAUAUAUAGAAAAAUAUCUUUUUUUGGAAAGUAUCAAUUUCUUGUAAAAUUUUUUUUAUGUAAGUAAAUGAUAAGCAAAGACAUAUAUCAAAUUGAAUAUUUGUAUAGGAAAAGAGGAGCUACGUCACAGAUACGAUGCUCAUUAUUUUAUAUAAAAAGUGAAAAUGUCAUGUAUGAUGAUAUGCCGACACGUGAGGAAAGUAAUCCCAAGUAUUCAUUUGAAA